This is a messenger RNA of Schistosoma haematobium, 8700 nucleotides long. RefSeq lists its product as uncharacterized. Bases 877 to 8613 code for a protein of 2578 amino acids. The transcript is spliced from 44 exons. Gene Ontology annotation, molecular function: protein binding. The record is from RefSeq and is a predicted model, not a curated record. Lineage: Eukaryota; Metazoa; Platyhelminthes; Trematoda; Strigeidida; Schistosomatidae.
AGCACAUUAAAACAAGCACUGGUACAGUUGGUUAUGAUAAUAAUUGUUUUUAUUAAACCAGUCGUGUUCUCGUGAUAAAUGUGAAUCACUGCAAAUUGCAACGGUUUUCAUUCCCGCAUAUCAGUAGCUGUUUAUCAUCUCUGUUUCCCCUGUUAUUAUUUUAGUUCGGUCUUCUUACACAUUACCAAAUCAUGAAUUUCUUUGUUAUUCUUGAAGCGGGCAUCUUUACUUGGCACUCUAACUGUUACCUUAAUAUUUACACAUAUCUCAACCACAUGCAUGCUAAUGUUAUGGUUCAUGGUAUUCAGAAGCCCUUCACCUAUAAAACAAAACAGUCACUCAAGUACAGGAUAUAAAACUCUUAAAACAACUGUUCGGUCGACUAGAAUCAGUGUAGUAGUAUGACUACACUAUCAUCCAUUGGACAUAAUCAAAUACCUGGGAUCGUAACGAAACAAUGAGCAGAGAGCUCACAUUAAUCGAUUGGGCCAUACAAGUUCAUGACAAAGAUAUUGGAUAUAUUGGAGAAAUAGUAAAUACGUAGGUUCGUGUUCGAAAACUGAAACAAAUUCUGUCGUUUUUGAGCUUGUUUAGAUACAUAUUCCUUAUUGCACUCUAGGUCAUUAGGUCAGAGCGUACUAUGAAAUUCUUGGAUGUCGUUGUCGAAUGCCUCACCUAUAUUAUUAUCUGAAUUGUCGAGCUACUUGUCUAAUAUAUUAAUAGUUUGUCAAAUCUCACAGAUUCGCUCUUCUGCAAUUUUCCAGCGCACAGCGUUUAUGUAUUUUAUCUCCUUGUUGGUUACUUAGUUGUUAACCGUGGGCGGAAAGUCACGUGUCGUGUAGGCUUAUUCAUUCUAAAUAUGACAAGUGUCUCAGUAUGGCAGUGAGCAGUUCAAAAGAUCAUUCGUUUGUACAGUAUAUAACACCCAAUUUGCUCAUGAAAAAAACAUCGAAAGAUCCAGUACGAGCGUAUGCUAUUAAUCUGUCUAACAAGAGCAACGAUUAUAAAAUUGAAAAGAUAGAGAACUUGGAACAGUUUUGUGAGUUGAGACAGUUGAAUCUUUCAUACAAUCGUAUUUGCAAAAUCAGUGGUUUGUCAACGCUUUGUCAGUUGACUGUUUUGAACCUCUCACAUAAUUGUCUCGUGUCCCUUAAUGGCAUCCAAUCCUUGUCAAAUCUCUUGGUACUGAAAGUUAAUAACAAUCAAAUUACAUCCAUUCCUAAAUGGCUGCCUAAACGGUUACCGAAGCUGAAAACAAUCCACUUUCACUACAAUCAAAUUGAUACUCUUCAUCAAAUAACAUACUUGAGAUCUCUGUCUAAUCUCACAGUUUUCACAUUUGAAGGCAAUCCAGCGGUUAACCAACUUAUAAUAAAUACUAAUAACAGCUCUAGUAGUGAUGAAGCUGCAGUGCGAAAUACCAUUGAAAAAUUUGACGCUCAGUCACUUUGUCGAAUAUUUAUAAUAUUUCAUUUAUGUUCACUUAUUUUACUGGAUAACAGAGAAGUUCUUCCAUUUGAAAGACAAGUAGCAGAACAACGAUUCUCUCAAGUUGAAAUAUCGAGAUAUUUAAACAAGUUAAACACGUAUGAAAGUCAAUUAAAAGAAGUAGAGACGAAAAACUCGCUGUUGAAAAAAGAUCUGUCACAUGAACAAUCUCAGCUAAGUGAAACUUUACACAAAAGAAAGUUGGAGAGUGAUUUAAUUUCUCAUUUAGAAGAAGAAUUACAUGCUAAGGAUAAAUUGCUUCAUUUAAAAUCUGAGGAAUUAGCUCGCGCAUGUUUAAAACAUUUUGAAUUAGAACAGCAAUUAGCGUUUCAUAAAAUUGAUGAGAAAUUGGGCUUGGUUGGUUCAUGUUUAUCAAAACCACGACGUAACUCAUCUUAUGUUCACCAAGUUCCAGAUACUGGUGAUCAACCUUAUCUAGGUAAAUGUAUGUUUAAAUAUACAUCAACAAAUAAUUCAAUAAAUGAUCAUUCAGUUGAGAAUAAAUGUCCAUCUGAUAAUCAUCUAAUCAAUAUACAAAAUAAAAUGUGUUCAAAUAUAAACGAUCAUAGUGACUGUCAUAAAUCAUAUCUUAAUUGUUUGGAUAAUAAAUUAGAAAAUAAUUGUCAUGAUAAUAUCCAUGAAAAUUCUAAUGUUACACAUCAAUAUUCUUCUGAUAUUGUACCACCGAUUAAUGGAAAUCAAGAAUUAAAUCCUGAAUUAGAUCGUAAUCUGAUCAGCUUGAAUAAUCAAUUCAGUCACUUACCUCAAUCAGAUCCACCACCCAAUCGUUCAUCCCCAACAGGUGAAUUGUUUCUUGAUAAGGUUCGUAAGUCCCCAACACUUGACAAACCUCUCGAUGAUGUAAAAUCAUCUGAUUUAUUGGAAGAGAAAACAUCAACUAGAUCAUCAACACAACCAGAGAAUAAAGUUAUAGGUAAAUCAUUCAAACAAUCAGAUGUGGAACAAAUUCAAAUGAAAUUAUCUAAAUUACAGUCUGAAUUAGUGCAACUUCGAAUUAAAGAAUCAACUAUACAAAAUAACACUGUUUAUCAUAAUAAUAGUAAUAUCAAUGAUAAUAACAAUCCUGAAACAAAUGAAUUGAAUAAUCGUAUAAAAAUAUUAGAAAGUGAACUGAAUCAAAUGUGGACUAUGGCACAUCUAUUAAAAUCUGAAUCCAAUCAAAAUGAAUUAACUAGUCGAAAUAAUAUCACUACUAAUAAUGUAUACUUGAAUUCUUUCGUGACUUUACCUAAAUCAUCGUCAGAUAGAGUAAAACAUGCUAACCUCUCCAAAUCAGACAAGAAUCCUAAAUAUUUUUCAUAUGAAUUCUCGAGACAAAACUCGCCUCAUCAGAAACGUGAACGACGUUUUAGUCUUCCUAGUAAGGAUAUUGAUCUGAAACAAAUUUUAUCUGGUGAUAAUUUUAAUCACGUCAAUGGGACAACAAGUGUGGGCUCGGAAUUUGAUUCAUGUGAAGAAUUUGUGGAUAGUCCUCGAAAAUUAAUCAAUAGUUCCAAAAAGAAAGAGAGUCAUCAGUUCACAUUAUCACAUGAUCGUUGUAUGGGCUCUGUCACACCAUCAACUCCCAGUUCUCGUACAACAGGAACAGGGCGUAGUGCUUUAUUAUCUAUGCAUACUCCUCGUUCAAAUGACUUGUACACAAUGGAUCAUUUAUCAAAACCCUUCGUUUCUGUUAGUGCAAGAAAUACUUUGGAUCAUUCAAGAAAAAAUUUACACAAUGAUGUUCAUGAAUCAAAUAACAGUUGUAUUCCAUGUGAAUCUACUACUAUGCAAGCGAAUAUCCAUAAUACUCAAGAUAGUGUUCCGAAUAUACAACUUGAACGUACACGUGGUUCAGGUGUUGGUGGUCCUCUUCCUCUUACAAAUGCUUCUCAACCAUCAUCAUUUGAUUCGUUUCAAUUAUAUUCGUAUACUGCAAAUUCUAAUGAAGAUAAUAAUAAUAAUAAUAAUGACAAUAAUAAUAACAAUCAGUCAUCUGAAAAUUCAGAUUUUCAAAAAUCUGAUAACUUUAGAAGGUAUCACAUCUCCAGACUGCCUAAACCUAAUCCUACUCGUACUUUAUCUCGAGGCUCAGAUCUUUUACAGUUCAAUAGUGAUCAAGCUUGGCCAUAUAAUCGGAAAAGUAGAAAACUAAGUUCAAAAUGUCGUUCAUAUAGAAAUUUUUCACGAUUGGGAUCUUGUGUAAGAGCUAAAUGGUCUAAACAAAAACAUAAACAACCACGAUCUCGUAGUGUUUCACAUAAAUCUGAAAAAAAUAUGUCAGAUUCGAAUAAUUCAAGCCAAAAUUAUAGUCUAAGUGAUCAUGCAGAAGAACUUUUGAAUUUAAUUGUAAUGUCACGAGAUGCUUGUUCCAUGGAAGUAGAUCGUAUACGAGAAGACUUAUCAAGAUUGUAUAAAGCCGAUUCAAAACGUCAAACACAUUUAGAUCAUAAAAAACAAAGUGGUAAACAACAUAUCUAUGUUGAUUGUGUUCGACCGAUGCGAAAUCACGUUGAUUCUUUAAAGACUAGAUAUUCACCCGCUGGCGAUGAUAAUGACGAUUGUAGUUUUACAGAAUGUCAACCUACUGUGUACCAAAAAGCACAAUCACUUACAAAUUAUCAUCAGUAUCCUUCUGAAAGUAACAAUAAUAAUAGUAACGAUAAAAAUCUCAAUCCAAAUCAUUCACAAUAUAAACCACAUACACGUAGAUUACUGCCACAUACUAAAUCAUUUGAUGACUAUGAUGGAUUCGAUUUGAAUGAUCAUCAGCUUGACAGUAGUAAUCAUAAUAAUGAUGAUUUUUGUGCAGCUGAUAAUAAUUAUAACGAUCAAAUGAAUUAUUUCUAUCAUCGUCAAGAUUAUAAACGACAAAAUGAACCACCGGUUAAUUUUAAAGAUCAUUGGCUGCCGAAUGGAGUACAGGACCUUAACUGGAAUAAUGAUCAGAAAAAUUCUAUUCGUUCUUCCUCAAAUCGUAGGCCGACAUCUUUACAUAAAAGUCGAGUUUUUAGUCGACGUCCAAGAACAAGAUCAAUACCUCGUCAGCAUCCAAUCAACGCUAAUUUCUCACCAUAUCAUAACAACACUUAUAGAAGAUUUUCUCGUGGGCAUUCACUGGAUUAUACUCAUCAACAUCUUAAACAAUCCGCAUUACGAAACUCUGCAACUAGUUUACUAAAUGAUAUAGAAUAUCAUGAUGUUGAUCCAACAUCUGAAACUGAAGCAAUUAUUCAUUUAACAGACGAACUAUUUGGAUUACGUCAAGGUUUGAAGCGAACACGUGAAGCUAACUCAGAAAGACUUGAAGUUGCGUUGAGACAUAUUUCAUUGCUCGAAUUGGAAUUACAACGUCAACGAUGUUUAAAUCAUGAUGCAGAAGUGGCUAGACAACGUGAAGUUGAACGUACACGAUGGGAAAAGCGUUUAGCUGCAACACUUAAUGAAUUAAAAUAUUGUCAAAUAGAUAUUGGUAAACUUCGAGAACAAGUUGAUCAAUUAGAAUCAUCUAAAAAAAUUACAGAUCAAUCUGAAUUAAAAUUAGAACGUCAACGAUUAGAAUUAGAUCAGACUAAAGCAACAUUGGAUGCACAAAAAGAAGAGAUAACCACUUUGAAUAAUCUACUCAAUUCAUUAUUGGGUCUUAAUCCAAAUGAUGUAUCUCCUAACGAUCUACAACGCUUACAAGUUGGUCUACUUGACUUACAUAAACAUAUGCAACCAGAUUGUGCCAAUCAAUAUUGUCACUACCAAAGACAGCAACAUGUACCAAAUCCUAUUCAUCCUCGUCAAACUCUUUAUCGUACUCAAUCUCUAAUGACUGGUUUGACUGGUGUACCAGCUAAUGAACGUAUGAACAAAGUGGAUUGGUUAAAUUCCAAUAAUACAGCACCGCCUAUUACUCAGUCAUCUGGUGGAAAUCACCAGUUAUAUUGCAAUGUACCUGAACAUCAUGAUUUAGAAGAUUGUCUUGGUCAGUUACAAUAUAAAAUUGAAGAGUUAUAUGAUCAGCAUGAAACUACUCAGAAUAAAUUGCGGCAUAAUAUGAAAAUACGCAGAAAAUUAGAAUGUCAACUAGAGGAACAAGAUUCUAUUUUAAAUCGAUUGAAAUCGGAAUUAAUGUCCUGUCAAGAAGACUUGAAAAUAGCAAAACAAGAUGUUACACGUUUAUCGUGUGAAAAGGAAGCUGCACAAAAAUCAAAGCAUGAUCAACUAGCCGGUAUAGUUACAGAUCUAGCCACUCUAGAAGCCACAGUUUCCCAACGUCGUACAGAACUCACUACACUUGAUACGAAUAUUCAAGAUUCUGAUCAACAGCUUUCAAUAAUUAAAGCACAAGCUAAAGAAGCUGUUUCAAAAUAUGAAGAAGCUAAACGUGAAUAUGACAAUGUAAAGUCACAAUUAGAUAUGAUACGUUCGGAGAAAUCAUUAGCUGAUGAAAAUUUGGAACAGUUACGUACAAAAUUAUCAAACACUAAACUUCAGGUUGAACGAUUGGAGUCAAAUAAAUCUAACCUUGAAAAUCAACUUACACAAUUAGAAGAUGCUGUUAAUGCAAAGAAAUUGGAAUAUAAUCAGCUACUACCCAAUUUGAGUGAAUUGGAAACAAGGUUAACCCGCACUCAGCAUGAUAUUCAAAUUGGUGCUGAACGUAUACGUAGUGAUCAACACUUAAGAUUAGAAGAUGAAAAAUUAUCAGCUACACGUCAAGCUGAAUUAACUCGGUUAGCUAGACAAAUCGAAGAAGAUAAACUUCGUCUCGAGUUACUUGCACAAGAUACAGAAGCAAAAAAGAGUGAAUUAGAAUUAAUUAAAGCUGAGAAACGUCGUGAAUUAGAGAAUUCGAAUUCCAUAGUUCGAGAGUUAGCUAACCAAACAGCGAUCAAACAACGUGAAUUAAAUGAAACACAAACAUCAUUAAAUGCUUCUCUGGAUGAGAAAGAACGUAUUUUACAAUCAGUUAAAACACUUCGUUUAGAACGCGAUAAUAUACGCACAGCAUUGGAACAAGAACAAAAGUCUGUUGCAGAAUUGACAGCAUUAGUAACACGACAAAAACGUGAAUUUGAACAUCUCACUGAAAUGUCUCACUUAGAAGAAUCGAGAAUAUUGAAUUUAAGCUCUCAACAACGUGAUUUAAUUAAUCAAUUAGAAAAAUUACAAAUUCAAUUAAAUGAAGAAAAAGAAGAACUACGUGAACGUGAAGUUGCAAAAAUUAGAAAAAAUACAGAAUAUGAAAAUGUGCGUAAAGAUGUUGUACGUGAACAGUCAGAAUUGGAGCGUAUUCAAAAGGAAAAAGAACAAGUAGAAUUGGAACUCACUCAUCUUCGACAGGAACGGGAUAUAACUAAAUCUCAGUGGGAUAGUUUCCAGUCAAAAAUUAAAGAUUUAGAAAAUCAAAAAGUCCAGCUACAUGAUUCUAUCUCUGAAGCUAAUUUAACUUUAGCACGAAUUAAAGCGGAAUCUGAAUCAGCAUCCAAUUUACUUCGACAGAAAAACAUUGAAUGUAAUGCAGCUUUGGCUGAUUGUGAUAGAAUGUUCAAACAAACAUCUGAUAGUCGUGAUGAAUUAAAUAUUGCUCAGCAACGUUUACAAAAAGCAAAUGAUUUAAAACAAUCAAUUGAAUCAAGUCUCAAUGAACAACGUCGUCAACGUGUUCUAUUAUCAGAUGAAUUAAAUCAUUUAGAAGAAGCAGUACAUACAGGAAGAUUAGCCAAACAAUUGGCAGAUGAAAGUAGGGAGGCUAGUGAAGAAGCACUUAAAAGUGCUGUGAAUAAAUUAAAUAAAAUGCAAACAGAAAAAAAAUUACUUGAAGAAGAGUUGGAUAGUUUACGAAUGUCGAAAGACAAUGAACUCCACUAUUUAAAUGAGCGUCUACAUAAUACACGUCAACAUUUAGAAUCAGUAGAAUCGGAAUUAUCACAGAAAUCUUUAAAAUUGAAUGAAGUCAGUGAAAAAUUAAAUACAUUACAGAAUGAAUAUAUUAAAAAAGAACAAACAAAAUCCAAUAGUCCAGAAUUAGAGAAAGAACUGGAAAAAUGCAAACAACAGCAAGUUUUUUCACGAUUAGACGAUAGAAAUAAACAACUAACUUACAGUCAUCAGUUCAAUGAAUUGAAAAUUGACAAUAUGACUAAAUUACAUGAUAAAAUUAAUAAUAAUAACCUUUUACAAGCUUUAAUGGAUACCAAAUCAGCAUUGAUAGCUGCUCAACGUGAGUCGAAACGUUUAAAACGUCGUACAGCACGUGAAGUUGCUGAAUUAGAACGUGUUGCUGAAGAACAAUGUAAUCGUGCUGGUGAUUUAACGGAACAAUUAUCUUUAGCUAAACGUCAAUAUGCUCAACUAAAAAGUCAGAUUGCUACUUAUGGAAUUCUGAUGGAUGAAGUGAUUACGAUUGCUUCUCAAACAGAAUUAACUGAACAUGGUAAACGUUUGGAGGCUGCUUUGUCAGCGGUUCGAGCUGAAUUAGAACAGCAUAAUAAUACAAUGAACGCGUCAGUGGUAGAUGAAAAUGGUUGUUCUAAUUCUACAUUAUUUGGACAAAGAAUUCGUGAAGUAUUAAAUCCUGAUUCAGAUUCCAGAAUUGUGAAAGAUCGUUCAUCAAAUGAUCAAGAGAUUCAGGAGAUUACCGAUCAUAAUUAUUCAGCAAAUGGAUUACAAAAAUCCCUAUUAUUACUGACUAAUUCAUUUCAUGAAAUAAGCCAUUCUCCAAGCAAUUUUCAUAGUGUUCAAUCGUUAACUGAUUCAUUAAAUGGUUUAUGCAAAAAAUCGAAUCAUUUCUCAUAUAGAUUAUUUCCUAAUAAUGAUUCAGAACAUGUGGUAGAUGAUCCAGAACUAAACUACACCACUUCAGGACUAGGUUCCAGUGUUAAUCCUGGUACUCAAAUUGCGAGUAAUGGUGGAAGUGUUCAAGAAAAUUCAACUAUACUGUCACCAUCAACUUUAGGUGAAUCAAAACCAGUCAAAAGUAAUAAUUGGAAGCAAAACGUCAGUAGUGGUUCUGUAGGACGACAACGGUCUCAUGAUGAAACGGCCCCACUUGCAACUUCUGGCUUUGUGAAUCAUUCCCGUACAUCUCGUCAUUUUAAAUCUGGAUCCUCUCGAUCUUCUAGACCUGGAUAAGAUGAAGCCCCAAGCCCUUUGAAGCAAAUUGAUAUUAGAAAAAAGUGGGCAACAGCUACGAUAAAAUGAAUAAUCGGAACGUUUAUC